Messenger RNA from Paramacrobiotus metropolitanus, 1362 nucleotides. RefSeq lists its product as uncharacterized. Lineage: Eukaryota; Metazoa; Tardigrada; Eutardigrada; Parachela; Macrobiotidae. The transcript is spliced from 4 exons. The record is from RefSeq and is a predicted model, not a curated record. The coding region runs from base 94 to 1134 and encodes 346 amino acids.
UAUAGAUUGAGUCUUGCAGUGAUUGUAUGCAAACUAUCUAAUAAAAUUAAUGCACUGCUUUAGAAUUUUAACAGGUGUCAUUAUUUUAUCGUGAUGGAACUUCUGCGCUCGGCUAUAGCGCAGGCUAUGCUAACAAAAAAACCGAUACCGGAUGUUCCACUUUUAACAUUAGUUCGUGAAAGUUUAAUCGAGCAGAUCCGAGUGAGAUUUCCGGAGACCACGGGCACCGUAUCCACUGAACCCAUUCAAGCCAACUGUUUCGGAGUAGUUGAUUUUCGUGCAUGGUUAGAUUGCAUUCCUCAAAGAUAUCGUAAUAUUAAAAUUGACAAAUGGAUUCGCCAGGAAGAGAACCUUCUGGUAUACACCGGGAGGUUUUUAGUGGAGAAAGAGGUGGUUCGGUUUCCGCUGGAACCACCCAAUGAGCAAAAGAUGCCCAUUGGCGAUUACUACUGGGAACUGUCACCCUACGUUAGAGAUCACAGGGAACUGAAAGACUCCGAUGUGUACAUUUGCAAGUUGAUCAAACGGGGAAAUAACGGAGAAAGAACGACUAAGUGCGCAUUUGAAAUAUUUAUUAUCCAGCCAAAUGCGGUCAAAAAAAUGGUUCAGAUCGCACAGCGAGAAAUCAGGAAAAGCAUAACCGGAGCCGGUGGACAAAAUCCGGAUGAAAAACCAAAGGUUCGGGAAUACAACGUUCGAUGGAUUGCGCCAGGAUUGGAAGUCGUGAGUAAAGUCACCGAACUAUAUGGUUAUAUGCAGCGCCAGCAGCUAUACUUGUCGUCGGAACUCGAAAAGCGAAUACGCCGGCUGGAAGACGUCAGACUGGAAAUAUUAGCGGUCAGUCCGGACCAACCGUCACCGGAAAUCCGCUUGACAGCCCAGGAAGCGCUGAGCCGGUUUUUCACUGAAUUUCGGGAUGCAUUGUACCGGCACCGCAACAAACCCCAUAUAGAAAUGCCAGGGAAAAACUGCCCUAUAAAUAAGGCUAAGCAGGAUUCCAGCAAAUCACUGGUGAAUUUUGCGUGCCCAAUUGUAAAAAAGAAUUCCAAAGGCAAGGUUGCGGCGUUGCUGAGAAGGAACACUUUAGGAUUGCUGAAAACCAGUGACAAACCAGCCGAGAAAAUUAAAAUCUGACUAACCAGAUUAUUGCCAUAAUUAUAUCAAUACACUCUUAUUACUUUAAUUUUGUGUUUUUAUGCAAACUUGAAUUUCUUUUGGAGAAAGCUUUUCUUGGUUUUCUGUUUGUAAGCCAUUUUUCCACAGUGUUUACGUUAACACUGUUUUUGUAUUUUGAUAUUAUUAUUAUCAUGAAAUUGCUUAUUGUUAACCAGUCAUGAGCGACGGCGUAGCGUUAAAAUACAU